GCCUCCGAAGUGUUAAGGUGACCUGCGCCGUGCUAGUCCUGUUGCCAUUUGCGAGCUGACUCGGACCGGUCGCGAUCAUGUCUCUGUCUAACAAGCUGACCCUGGACAAGGUGGAUGUGAAGGGGAAGCGAGUGGUGAUGAGGGUUGACUUCAAUGUUCCCAUGAAAAACAACCAGAUUACUAACAACCAAAGGAUUAAGGCCGCUGUCCCCAGUAUCCAGCACUGCUUGGACCAUGGUGCUAAAUCAGUCGUUUUAAUGAGCCACCUUGGCAGGCCAGAUGGUGUCCCCAUGCCUGAGAAGUACUCCCUGGCACCGGUAGCUGUGGAACUGAAGUCUCUUUUGAAGAGAGAUGUAGUGUUCCUGAAGGACUGUGUGGGAGCAGAAGUCGAGGCCGCAUGUGCAGAUCCAGCCCCUGGGACCAUCCUUCUCCUGGAGAACUUGAGAUUCCAUGUGGAGGAAGAGGGAAAAGGCAAAGAUGCUGCUGGGAACAAGACCAAGGCAGAUCCUGCAAAAGUUGAAGCUUUCAGAGCAUCUCUGUCCAAACUUGGAGACAUCUACGUCAAUGAUGCCUUUGGGACGGCACACAGAGCUCACAGCUCCAUGGUGGGAGUUAAUUUGCCCCAGAGAGCUUCUGGCUUCUUAAUGAAGAAAGAGCUUGACUAUUUUGCCAAAGCUUUGGAGAACCCAGAGAGACCAUUCCUUGCCAUUCUUGGAGGUGCCAAGGUCAAGGACAAGAUCCAGCUCAUCAAUAACAUGUUGGAUAACGUGAAUGAAAUGAUUAUUGGCGGAGGAAUGGCAUUCACCUUCUUGAAAGUGUUGAACAAUAUGGAGAUUGGCACUUCAUUAUAUGAUGAAGAGGGUGCAAAAAUUGUAAAGGACUUAAUGGCUAAAGCUGAGAAGAAUGGUGUAAGGAUCACCCUGCCCGUGGACUUCACCACCGCUGAUAAGUUUGAUGAGAACGCCAACACUGGCCAGGCCAGCGUCUCCACUGGAAUCCCAGCAGGAUGGAUGGGUCUUGACUGUGGGCCAGAAAGUAUUAAGCUGUUUGUGGAAGCUGUGGGAAGAGCCAAGCUGAUUGUAUGGAAUGGUCCAGUCGGUGUAUUUGAGUGGGACAAAUUUGCUAAAGGAACUAAAGCCGUUAUGGACAAGGUUGUGGAAGUCACAGGAAAGGGCUGUAUAACCAUCAUUGGUGGAGGAGACACAGCAACCUGCUGUGCAAAGUGGGACACUGAAGACAAAGUCAGCCACGUGAGCACCGGAGGAGGAGCGAGCCUGGAGCUUCUCGAAGGUAAAGUCCUCCCUGGUGUGGAUGCGCUGAGUAACGUGUAACCCUUGAAUGUCAACGAUAUCAAGAGCCAAUUCUUGAGCAAGAACGGUUGGAGUCAUGUCCUGGGGAAUGAAAGCUGAAGCCACGAGCACUUUACCCUGAAAUCCUACGGUUCUCACCUGGACGGCCAUCAAGCUAUUUACUUGGCAGCCUCAGAGCAUUGCAUAGUCUGUGUUGGUAGUGAAAGGGUUUACCAUGCUUUGUCACCAUUGCCAAGUUCAUGGCUUGUCUGGACAGAUAAUGUUGCAGUGUGCUAGGCCCCUCGUGUGGUGUAUAUGGUUUGCCUCCUAGAUGUGUAUAUAUUGCCCUGAAGAUGUCUAUGGGGUCUGUGCUAUUCAUCCAACUACCAUUGUAUUCACGGUUUACAUGACAAGCUACAAAUUGGGUGUCUCCGUUCAGUCUACUCAGAAUAAAAGCCCACACCUUGGAUUCUGGA
This is a messenger RNA of Bufo bufo (common toad), 1765 nucleotides long. RefSeq names its product phosphoglycerate kinase 1. Bases 78 to 1331 code for a protein of 417 amino acids. The transcript is spliced from 11 exons. Lineage: Eukaryota; Metazoa; Chordata; Amphibia; Anura; Bufonidae. Gene Ontology annotation, cellular component: cytosol. The record is from RefSeq and is a predicted model, not a curated record. Gene Ontology annotation, molecular function: ATP binding; phosphoglycerate kinase activity; ADP binding. Gene Ontology annotation, biological process: glycolytic process; gluconeogenesis.